Molecule: messenger RNA, 1343 nt
Organism: Prosopis cineraria
Lineage: Eukaryota; Viridiplantae; Streptophyta; Magnoliopsida; Fabales; Fabaceae
Exons: 1
Coding region: 355-711 (118 amino acids)
Source: RefSeq, a predicted model, not a curated record
UUAUUUGCGAGGGCUUGCUAUUUCAAAUCUUUAUUUUGUACUUGUAUUAUAGUGUAACAUGAGAUGGAGGCAAAGCAUAUGCAGAUGGUGAUUUUGAAUAGAAGAAUAGAAAAAGAUUCUCGCUGCUUAUCUGUCCACGACCUAAACAGGGCACAAAAGUCAAAUUUUGUGGACGAACUCGAGCAGCUUCCUCGAAGAGUCAAAAUUCCUGAGAGAACUCGUGCCUGAUGCCCCCUUCCACUUGAUAUAAUAUCAAACCCCACCUAACUCAGCAAAGCUAACUGCUCUGAAUCUUGCAUUUUGAUUGAAAUCACUCUGCAAGAUUUCUUCUUUAGAACCACUAGUAGCUCGUAAAUGGAGGGUCUUUUUCCUCUUGUGUUCAGAGCAAUCAAGAAAAACAGAACUCGCCAACAAUAUCACUGUCUUUCAUCAGGAGCUUCUCUCAGCUACAUCAACAUGGCCGAUAUCUGUCCUCAGGCUCAAACUCAGAGCCAUGUCUAUGAGACAGCUUCCACCCAGAAAGUGGCUCAUCAUCUUAAUGCAGGAAACAAUCAUAAUCAUCGUCAUCAUCUGCGACAUAGAUCUGUGGGAGACUUCGAUUAUGGGUUUUCGUCUACUCAGGAGGACAGAACAGACGGUGGCUCUCCGACUCCGAAGCAGCUAGUGCGAUGUGGAAGUCACAGAAUGUUUUCAUGUAUCAAUGGUGUCUAAAGGUUGAUUUCCAAAUUAGUAAAAAAGCCAAGGUUCAACCUCGAUCUUACCUUUACUGUUUCUUCUGCGUCUCACCGAUGAGUUUCCAUUCUGGGUUGAAUUUUGCGCUUUCUUGUCCACGUCAAGGAUUCUUGCUCUGGCAAACUUUCUAGCUAUCAUUCACCCAAAAAAAAAAAAAAAAAUUAGCUAUCAGGUUUUUGGGAUUCACUUCCCUCCGAAAAGUGAAGAAAUGCAGGGUUCCGCAUAUUCAGAUCUGGGUCGGAAGUGGAAACAAAAAUAUAUUCUUCAACGGGGCCCUCGCUGGCUACAGUGAAGGCCGAAGGGUGAAAAAUGGAAUAUCAGUAAAUGCAGAUGGCGUCGUCGUGGUCUUUGAGUUGUUGAUAUCUUAGCUUCGUCAAUGCUUUUGGGAGAAAGGUUUGUCUUAGGAUGUAUGGCUUUUUACGUUGACAGAAGAACAAAGACAUACUAAUGUUGCAGCGUGUCUACCGUUUUUGCCUACUUUUGCAUUCUUUUUCAGGUUUUUUUUUUUUUUUUCUUUUUGGCUGUUUGUAGUGUUUAAACUACUCAAGCGAGGAUGUUAAUUUGGUUAUCACAAUUUCACUUACAUUUUAUCCAGCUCUUGGUUAAAGUUA